CCUUCAAUGGAGGGAAGAAGAAGCUCUUUACCAUUUCAAUUCUUUCAUUCCAUUUCAACCAACACUACACAAAUAGAACUUCUUGGCCAUUAAAACCCGGCAAAUUGUUCUCUCUUCAGCACUAUUCAUUUUAUACUUUCCCUAAACCUUAUUGAUUUCAAAUCUGCCGAUUUGCAGUUGAAUGAAAACGUGUGAAUGAGGUUUGUGAGUGCUCUUGUUUCUUUGAUUUUUUGAAUUAGUCCGGCGGAGGAGAGGUGGGAUGAUGCAAUUUGAAGGCGGCGGGGCGGCGGCGGCGGGUAACAACCUGCAUUGGAAGAAAGAGCUGACGCAAAUCCGCAAGGCUGCGAGGGUGCUCAGGGAUCCUGGAACCUCCUCGUCGUGGAGGCCAUCGCCGUCGCCGCCGCCUGAUUCUGCAAGAUCUCUCACCAAGAAUAGCCGCGUUGAAGGUAAUGCCUUUGAGCUCAAUUUUAAUGUGGGGACUAAUAAUAGCUCUAAUAGUGAGAGGAAAAAGGGGAGAGUGUAUUUGCAUAAUUGGAAGAGUCAGAAAUCUGAGAGUGAAAGGAGUAGACAGAUUAAUGAUGAUGGUGGUGGUGGUGGUGGUGAUGUGGAGGGAUCUUCCUCUACUCAAGGGGAGAGCUUUGAAGUUGAUAGCUUGAAUACUGUGAGGAAUGAUGCCAAGAGUGAUGGUUAUCAGACUGAUAGGUUUACUGCAGCGUUGUUUAAAUGUAUGGACUCGAGCUAUACGCCGUGUAUUAGGCGCAGGAGGAAGAAGAAAUCAGCGAGGAGUGGUUAUUCUAGUCCUGGUUCAAGGCAGAAAUUGCAGAUGAAGAUGUUGCUAAGUCGAUACGUGAAAAAUGCAAUUGAUGAUUCGCCAAGUGUUGGUUCGGGGAGGGAAGAUUUUAUGAGUUUGAUUGGUCAGUCAGAUGAAAAUGGGGGUUAUUGCAAUUCGGAGGAUCUAGGGAGAGAUUCUGCAGUGUCACAAUUGCUUGCUAGGUUCAAGAAUAACAAGGGUUGGUCUUGUCCUCCUGUGAAGAUGAUGAGGAGUCACAGGAAGGAGGAUGAUUCUGUUCCAUAUAGCACGCGGGCGUUGUUGGCACGCCGUUAUAAUAGAUAUGCAAUCAGGAAUCCUAGUACAGUUGACUCUUGGGUUGGAAUGACCGGUUCAUUUGACGAUGGUGAUGAUGAGGUGGAUGAUCAGCGAGGAUGUGGGAUUCCUUGUUAUUGGUCUAGGAGGUCAACACCUCGAUCUAGAAACGGAAGUUCCUGCUCUCCAUCUCUUUCUGACGUUCUGAGAAGAAAAGGAAGCAGCUUGCUUUGUAGAAGCCAGACCAUGUCUCAGCAAAGACAUCAAGGAAUAACUUUGCGUUCCAACAAGAGGAAGCUCAACUCUAAGAUAGCAGCUCCUCUUCUUGACAGCGGUGCUGAUGGAUCAUCUUUGAGAACCAUGGAAAGUGAUGAUGAACUCACAGCAAAACUCGCAGAACUUGAUAUGGAGGGCAUGAGCCGGCUGGCUGGAAGGAGGUGGCGAUCUUCAAGUUGUAGAAGUCUGGAAGGGCUAGAGUUUGUAGCUCGAGAAAGUUUUUCUGACAAUAUCAAAAGCCUGAGCCACAAAUACAGGCCGAUGUGUUUUGAGGAUUUAAUUGGACAGAAUAUGGUUGUUCAAUCUCUUGCGAGGGCAGUUUCAAGGGGAAGGAUCACCCCGAGUUAUCUAUUUCAAGGCCCUCGCGGAGUUGGAAAGAAAUCAAUGGCUCGGAUUUUUGCUGCUGCUUUGAAUUGCCUUGCCACCGAUGACAGUAGGCCAUGUGGUGCCUGCAUGGAAUGUGCCGACUUCUUAACUGGCAAGACCAGAUUUAUUGAAGAAGUUGAUUGCUCCAAUAACAAGGGAGUUGACGGACUGAAAGAUGUCUUAAGAAACAUAUCAGUGGUUCAUCCUUCAGGACUUCCACAUUGCAGGGUUAUUGUCAUGGAUCAGUGUCAUUUACUGCCCUCGAAAGCAUGGCUUUCAUUUCUUCGGGUUCUUGAAAAAACAUUACCUUUUACAGUUUUCAUACUCAUAACAACUGAUGUUGACAAUGUGCCACGAGCUAUAUUGACCCAGUGUCAGAAGCAUAUUUUCAACAAAAUUGGCAAUGGCGAUAUUGUUACUCGACUAAGGAAGAUCUCUGUUGAAGAAAAUUUAGAUGUUGAACCAAAUGCGUUAGAGCUGAUUGCUUCGAGUGCAGAUGGUUCACUACAUGAUGCUGAAAUCAUGCUGGACCAGUUGAGUUUGUUUGGGAAACAAAUCACCAAGUCAUUGGUGAAUGAGCUGAUGGGGGUUGUCUCCGAGGACAAACUACUGGAGCUUUUGGAAUUAGCCAUGUCAUCAAAUGCUACCGAAACUGUAAGAAGAUCCAGAGAAGUGAUGGAUUCAGGUGUCGACCCACUAGUUCUAAUCUCACAGUUGGUUACUCUUAUUGUGGAUAUUAUUGCUGGAACUCACCUGAGUGUUGACGCAAAGCACAAUGAUUCAAUCUUCGGUUGGAAAACUUUGACAGAGAGAGAGUUACACAGAUUGAAGCAUGCAUUAACAUUACUAUCUGAGGCAGAAAAGCAUCUGAGGGUCUCGAGUGAACGAUCAACCUGGUUCACAGCAACUCUAUUACAAUUAGGUUCUAUGCCCUCUCCUAGUCGAACUCAUUCCACAAGUAGUCGAGGGCAGGUCUCCAAGGCAACUGAGGAGGAGCACGCAAGUAUACCUGGAGAAUCGACUGCCUCCAGGCACAACUCUGACAAACAAUUUGCGCCCGAAAAGUCAACUUCUCCCACAUCCUGUAUGUUUUCUGAUCAAUGCAAUUCUGCGAGCAAUGUCAGACCAACUCCAAAUACCAACCAAAGUCAAUUUAACGACUGUAUAAGUUUGACUGUCUCACACGCUGACAGUACAAACAAGAGAACCACAUUGAGGUGCGUGAAUUCAGAGAUGUUGGUUAGUAUUUGGCUUCUGUGUAUCGAGAAAUGUCAUUCUGAGACACUGAGGCUACUGCUACAUUCUUAUGGGAAGCUUGUUUCAAUAUCAGAAAUGAAAGGUGGUUUUAUUGCUCACAUUGCAUUUGAGGAUAGUGAUAUCAAAACCAGAGCACAAGGCUUUCUUAGCAGCAUCACUAACUCAUUUGAAGCUGUUUUGCGACGCAAUGUGGAAGUUAAAUUAAGUCUACAAGAGGAUUCUUUGGAUCAUAAGCUGAUGAACGAGAUUCCAAUAAACCAGGAAAACAAAUCAACAUGCUCAAAUGUUAGCACAAGUAUGGAAGAUAGCAAGUCAGAUAUUCCUGUGCAGAAAACUGAAUCCAUCAUCCUCGAGCAAAUAUCGAAAAAUGCCUCGUUGCAGGCAUCGGACAAAGGAACACCUCAAUCAGUGAGAAAUUUGAGACCUGAAAGGAAUCAAGUUCUACCACAAGAUGAGUUGAAUCAUGAAAUGGAAAAACUAAAUAUGAACGACGAAGUGGCACCUCAGAAAGAUCAGGUUGUUCAGAACGCUGAUCACUGUCCAAUCUCCCCGAGCUUGCUUCAUAAUACCACAUUUGGCAACAGUUUCCGCAAUGAUAACAAAGGAUACGAAUCUGGAUCAGGAGGCGGAGGUUGCAGUGCGAUGCUCUGUUGGAAUAACCGGACACCUCAAGCAAGGGGAAAGGCUAAGAAAGACGCAUCUAGACAUGCGGCUAAAAAAGGGCGAUUUUCUUUAUUCGGAGAGUGUGGGAAAUGAAGAAACAGACAACAGAGACAGUAGAUAUAACUUCAGGCAAUCCUGUGUUUCACAUCAGUUAUUUUAUUUUGUAUUUAUAGGCUUAUGUGAUCCUAGCCUUGUAUGUUUCUCGAAAAAACAUGUGUUUCCCGGCCCAUCAGCGUGUUUUUUUUUGUUUUACGGUACAAAAAAUUUAUAUCCAAGUGAAACGUAUUAAACUUAUAAAUCUCAUAUAGUAGGUAAUUAUGUAAAAUCAUUUGUAAUGUGCAACAUGCUCUUAGGAACAAUUGUAUUCACCUAUAAAUACAGGCAUGUACAAAUCAUUUUUCAUGUA
This is a messenger RNA of Salvia hispanica, 4052 nucleotides long. RefSeq names its product protein STICHEL-like. NCBI's taxonomy places the organism in Eukaryota, Viridiplantae, Streptophyta, Magnoliopsida, Lamiales, Lamiaceae. Gene Ontology annotation, molecular function: DNA-directed DNA polymerase activity; ATP binding; DNA clamp loader activity. The record is from RefSeq and is a predicted model, not a curated record. Gene Ontology annotation, cellular component: DNA polymerase III complex; DNA replication factor C complex. Gene Ontology annotation, biological process: DNA-templated DNA replication; DNA repair.